AGAACACGCCGUGACAUCACUGUGACAUCAUGAGUGCCCCGGCCGACCACGCGGAGGAAAGGGCUUCCGUAGCGGCGUCAGACCCUCACAACAUCCAGGACAUGGAGCUGAGAGAGGAGUGGCAGGACGACGGCUUCCCCAGGCCGCUCCCCGAGGAUUCUGGGAGUCCAGAGGAGGCGGCGUCUCCGUCAGCAGCCCCGCCCUCCACCCUCGCCCUAUCAGGAGCUGUUGGAGGCGGGGCUAAGAAGCGAUUGGUGGCUCCGGCUCUCAGCCUGACGCUGAGCGGGAAAGACUCACACGACGGGUUCUCCGCCGCUGCGCUGUCGGGAACACCGGACGAGACGCUGUCGCUGGACAUCAACCUGGAAGCCCUGGAGACCCCGUCUGGCAGCGAGACGGGGACGCUGCCGGACAGCACGCACGAGCUGGAGUGGGAGGACGACCUCCCCCGGAUGGCGAGGGGCGGGGCUUGUGGCGUGGCGAGGAGCCCGGUGGAGCAUUCAGAGAUGGGUCUGAUGGAGCUGGACCAGGUGGACAGCAGCGGCCGCCGCUGGAGGAAGUUCUGCAUCUCUGGACACGAGUACCUGGUCAACAUGACGGUCCUGGAACCCUACCUGCAGGUCCUGUCACAUGGAGGUUACUAUGGCGACGGGAUGAACGCCAUCAUCCUCUUUACUUCCUGCUACCUGCCGGAGAACACGGUGGAGGACUACGAGUACGUCAUGGACAACCUGUUCAGGUACAUCGUGGGGACCUUGGAUCUGAUGGUAUCAGAGAACUACCUGCUGGUCUACUUGUGUGCGAUGGCUCCCAGAAACAAGCUGCCGUCCAUCAAAUGGCUCCAUCAGUGCUACACCUCCAUCGACAGGAGGCUGAAAAAGGACCUGAAGGGGCUGCUGGUCGUCCACCCGGCCUGGUACAUCAAAGCUCUCAUCACUGUGGUCAAACCCUUCAUCAGUGAUAAGUUCAGCAGGAAGAUCCGGUUCAUCCAGAGUCUGCAGGAGCUCUCCCAGUUCAUCCCCACAGAGCGGCUGCAGAUCCCCGAGGCCAUCUGCCAGUUCGAUGAGAAGCUGAACCGAUGACGGACGCAGCGCUCGACAGACUUGGUGGAUCCUAAAGGUCAAAGGUCAUCAGGAGCCU
Messenger RNA from Scomber japonicus (chub mackerel), 1140 nucleotides. RefSeq names its product BCL2 interacting protein like (gene bnipl). Gene Ontology annotation, cellular component: cytoplasm. The transcript has 10 exons. The record is from RefSeq and is a predicted model, not a curated record. Bases 30 to 1082 code for a protein of 350 amino acids. Gene Ontology annotation, biological process: apoptotic process. Lineage: Eukaryota; Metazoa; Chordata; Actinopteri; Scombriformes; Scombridae.